AUGGCAUCAAAUACUUUUAGAUCUUCAGGCAGUUCAAGCUCCACAUGGACGCCUAAGCAAAACAAAAAGUUUGAGGAUGCUCUGGCUUUUUACCCUGAGGACACACCAGACCGGUGGCAAAAAGUGGCCAGGGCUGUAGGUGGAAAAACAGCCGAGGAAGUAAAAAGGCAUUAUGAUAUCCUGGUGCACGAUCUGAUGCAUAUAGAAUCUGGAAAGGUUCCUCUUCCCAAAUACAAGCCCAUUGCAUCCAACAGUAUAGUGUGUGGUGAUGAGCAGAGGCUCAUGAAAAAUCUAAAGCUCCAAUAA
Molecule: messenger RNA, 306 nt
Organism: Cucurbita pepo subsp. pepo (vegetable marrow)
Lineage: Eukaryota; Viridiplantae; Streptophyta; Magnoliopsida; Cucurbitales; Cucurbitaceae
Product: protein RADIALIS-like 4
Molecular function (GO): DNA-binding transcription factor activity
Source: RefSeq, a predicted model, not a curated record